Scophthalmus maximus (turbot) is the source of this 8387-nucleotide messenger RNA. It is a transcript of the gene phf21ab, whose product is annotated as PHD finger protein 21Ab. Gene Ontology annotation, biological process: negative regulation of transcription by RNA polymerase II. The transcript has 19 exons. Gene Ontology annotation, cellular component: histone deacetylase complex. The record is from RefSeq and is a predicted model, not a curated record. Bases 266 to 3313 code for a protein of 1015 amino acids. Gene Ontology annotation, molecular function: chromatin binding. NCBI's taxonomy places the organism in Eukaryota, Metazoa, Chordata, Actinopteri, Pleuronectiformes, Scophthalmidae.
GGGAGUCGCAGCACCGCCGUUCCUUAGGCAAAGUGAAAUAAAUUCGCCGCACCGACACAAAAAGUAGUCCCCUUCCCGAACACGUUUCCCCGCCGCCGCGCUUCGCCGAUCGGCUCCGUUUGACCAACUUUAACGGCGACGCCCGCAGACGUCGAGCGCUCGGUCGCCGGUAAACGAGCGUCCGUCCGACGGGGAAGUAGUUGUUGUCUCCCCCUUCCUCCAGCUCCGCGGCGCAGGGAUCCAUGCGGUGCUGAGGCUCAGCUGAAUGAGAUUGAAGAAGAGUUCUUCUUGUUUUGUAGCUUCAGUUUCUCUGUUUUUACUCGAUUUUCACCAAAAGCAGAGAUUCGUCGUGCUCCGGAGCUCCGGGAGCGGCAGCAGUCUCCGGCCUCCCCGCGCGCUGCGGCUGCACCGCGGAUCGGCUCCCGGGACAUAUUCAUUCCAUUCAGCCGGAGGAGGACUGCUGCUGAGGCAGCACAGAGGGGUGGAGUCCAGUCCCACAGCCCGGUGCGGCACUUUAAUGCUUCAGUUGGAUGGUUUUCCUACUGGACUCGCUGUUAAGGCUGAUCGAUCGGCUGGCAGACUGACUGGAUCCAUGAUGGAGCUACAGACGUUGCAGGAGGCUCUGAAGGUGGAGAUCCAGAUCCAUCAGAAACUGGUUGCCCAGAUGAAGCAGGACCCGCAGAACGCAGAUCUGAAGAAGCAGCUCCAUGAACUUCAAGCGAAGAUCACAGCUCUGAGUGAGAAGCAGAAAAAGGUGGUGGAGCAGCUGAGGAAGGAGCUGAUGGUGAAGCAGGAGCCGGAGGUCAAGCUGCAGCUGCAGACUCCUCCAGCAGGGGGAGACAUCAAGCCGGUCAGCCUGCUGCAGAGCCAGCAGAUACCUGGAGGACUGCAGCAGACGCUCACCGUGACGCCGGUCCUCACCACAAAGACUCUACCUCUGGUGCUAAAAGCUGCCGUCACCCCCGCCCUGCCCGGCUCCAUCCUGCCGCAGCGCCCCGCCACCAUUGCUGUGGUGACCACCGCUAUCUCCAAACCCGACUCGCAGAACGCCCCCAUCAACCUGCAGGUGGCCGGAAAGCUGACCAGUCAGAGCUCGGAGCCGGUGCGACUGGUGUCCAAAAACGCCAUGGUGGUGCAGGCCACCACCACCUCCACCUCCUCCACCACCGCCCAGCCAAUCAAAGUUCCUCAGUUUGUCCCUCCUCCUAGACUGACGCCUCGACCCACCUUUCAGCCACAGGUCAGGCCCAAACCGACCACACCCACUAACAUCCCCAUCGCCCCGGCCCCUCCCCCGCCCAUGAUGGCGGCCCCCCAGCUGCUCCAGAGGCCCGUCAUGUUGGCCACCAAGCUGUCGACCUCGCUGCCCUCGGCCGCUCCCAUCCACCAGGUCCGCAUCGUGAACGGGCAGCCCUGCAGUAAAACAGGCUCCACCCCCCUGACGGGCAUCGUCAUUGCCACGUCCGUCUCUGCCACGCCCACCUGCCUAGUCAGCCCCGCCCAGGCACUCAACCCCACCCCCACUCCUGUCCAACCAAUCCAGAUCAGCAGCCUGACCACCGAGCCCAAGACUGUGAGAUCAGGAGGCGGAGGCGAGCAGAAGGUCGUCGUCAGCCUCGCCUCCUCCUCCUCCACUCCUCCGUUGUCUCCAGCUCCCAGACCUAAGAAAGAGGAGAACCCAGAGAAACUCGCUUUCAUGGUGUCGCUGGGGCUCGUGACACACGACCACCUGGAAGAAAUUCAGAGCAAACGACAGGAGCGAAAGAGGAGGACGACGGCGAACCCGGUGUACAGCGGAGCCGUGUUCGAACCCGAGAGGAAGAAGAGCGCGGUGAGUUACCUGAACAGCCCUCUGCACCAGGCGACCAGGAAGAGAGGUCGCCCACCCAAAUACAGCAGCGUCCCGGAGCUGGGCAGCCUCACCCCGGCCUCCCCCUCCAGCCCCGUCCACCCCCUCCCCCUGCCCAGCCCCAGCUCUGGGGAUGGAGACAUCCAUGAGGAUUUCUGCACUGUGUGCAGACGCAGUGGCCAGUUGCUCAUGUGCGACACGUGUUCUCGUGUUUAUCACCUGGACUGCCUGGAUCCACCCCUGAAAACCAUUCCUAAAGGCAUGUGGAUCUGUCCAAAAUGCCAAGAUCAGAUCCUGAAAAAAGAAGAAGCCAUUCCCUGGCCUGGAACUCUGGCUAUUGUUCAUUCCUACAUUGCCUACAAAGAAGCUAAAGAAGAAGAGAAACUGAAACUGAUGAAGUGGAGUUCUGAACUGAAACUGGAGCGAGAGCAGCUGGAACAAAGAGUCAAACAGCUCAGCAACUCCAUAACAAAAUGCAUGGAGACCAAAAACACCAUCCUGGCUCGUCAGAAAGAGAUGCAGCUUUCCCUGGACAAAGUCAAACACCUCAUUCGCCUCAUCCAAGCCUUCAAUUUCAACCAAGCUCUGGCAGAGACAGAGGGUAAAGACAUCAGUGCCAGAGUCCAGGACAGUGCUGAACAUGCACUCGGCUCUGAAGCUGCACCAGAAGCCCCGUCUGGUGAGAAAGUGAAGGCUCCAAGCUCCUUGACAAACAGCAACAAGGAUGGAAACGACAAACAAGAGCAGCACGGAGACGCGGGCAGCAACCAGACAGCAGCAGCAGCAGCAGCAGCAGCAGCAGCAGCAGCAGCAGGAGACACCAAGGACCAGCCCGUCCCUGAAGACGGCACAGACCGAGCAGCAGAUACCAGCCCCAGUGUAGGGGCAGGGGGUAAGGACGGGCUGGUUGCAGGGGGUAAGGGUGUGCCGGGUGUAGGGGCAGGGGGUGAGGACGUGCCGGGUGUAGGGGCAGGGGGUGAGGACGUGCCGGGUGUAGGGGCAGGGGGUGAGGACGGGCCGGGUGUAGGGGCAGGGGGUGAGGACGGGCCGGGUGUAGGGGCAGGGGGUGAGGACAGGCCGGUUGUAGGGGCUAAGGGUGUGCCUGGUGUAGGGGCAGGAGGAGGAGGUAACACAGGGAUUGGUAAACAGUCAGAGGUCAUUGCCAAGUAUGAGACGGCUCCGGUGGUUGACAUUCCCGCCACUUCAGCGGUGGUGACUGUUGUUGCCUGCACCAAUGGUACGGCCGAGCCAGCCUGCCCUGACCGGGACCCCGCAGGAGACUGCACCACCAACACCAACUCUGAGAACAAGAUGGCUGCUGUCAACCCUCCAGAGACCGCAGUGGAGAAGAAACAGGAGGAGAUCACUGACAGUGAUGGCAGCAACACCAACAACAGCAAAACCUCAGAACCCUCCCAGCAUUCUUUGCCAGCUCUUGUCAGUAGUUUGGACAAUAAAAAGUAACGCUGCGUCUCUUGAUUUGCGGGAAUUCAAACAUAUAUAUAUUAAAAAAAAAAGACUUUUGCUUGCACCGCACGGUGCCCUGAAGUUGCCAAUCUGUAUAAAUGUUGUUUGUUUGCAUUGUAUUGUCAGACUGUGUCAAUGGUAGAUAUACAGCCCAAGUCACAUGACUCUGGGAAGGCGUAGGCUGUUCGCCCACAGACCCGGGAACAUUGAAGGCCUGCGCUCCAGGGUCAUCAUGCCAAUUAGUGAUAGACGUCAGUGGUCGGAAUGCUCAAAGGGAGAUUUAACUCAUCACACCAGUGUGUGCCUGUUCUAACGGCCCCUGCUUUCUCUCGUGGGAUUCCCAUGAGUACGAAGAUAACCAAGAACAUGGAACCAAACAUCUGUCAGGGGUUACUGGUCUAAAAAGCAGUGUUGUGAUGGAGCUCAGACAAAAACCUGUUAAUCCCCACGUCCCAAUCCCCACGUCCCCAAUCUCCUGAAUCUCCUUCAUUAACCCAAACUUCGACCUCCUUCAAACCCUCAUCAGCUUCUCCUGAUGACUAAAAGGCUAACGUACCUGCCCAGUCCUCCAGCAGUCACUGUGACCUCCCAAUGUAAUCCAGAAGGGUUCGGAGUGCUUCAGAUCCACUCCACCUGAACGGCCUCACUCAGACUCAAAGGCCUGACGUUGUUCAGAGGAGUGAGGUGCAAUGAAUCAUAGAAGUGGUCUUGCAUUUUGUUGUUGUAAGACAUCAACAUCAACAAGAAUUGUUGGAAGGUUUCUAAUUUGGUAGUCACCCCCUCAGUACCAAAGUCAGGAUGGCCCCAUUCAACAAGGAUCAAACUUCAUCUGAAGGAUUCUAGACCUUUCCCGAACCUCCCUAUCAACCAAUGACUUAAACUGUCUUCAGUCAACAGAAAAUAUUAGUUGCAAUAACCUUUCCCCAGUGGCAAAACCCAAUCGUACCUUUCCCUGAUAAAGUAGACGUCUACAAAACCUGGUGGGCAGAGACCCCUAAUUCUGGCCUCAGGACGGCGUGGACGAGGUUUCAGACGAUCCAACAAACUCUUUGUGAGAGGCAUUUCGAUGCCUUUAAACCAGCGCACCUAACUUCCAAAUGAGCUUCUGACAGAAACCACGUUCAUCCUAAAUAUAAAUUUACCUUCUGCAGUUUGCCAACAGCCCAAUUUGAGCUGGUGGAACCCAAAGAGUCAUGAGCACACUUCCUCAGUCUAACAGCUUUUUCCGUAGAGCAGAGCGAGAUGUGAGGAAUUCUAAAAAUGUAGACGGUGCCAGUAGACUUGAUGGAGUUGCACUCCGUUGUUAAGUCGUACUACUUAGGUUAAUUACUGGUUAAGGAAAGUUAGACACAGCUUCCAAAUUCUAAAUUUGGAAAGGUCUGUGGGAAAACUGCAUCAGACAUCAACAAAAGCUGGUGGACACGAGGCCCAAGUCUUUUGAAAGAUGUGGAUGAGUUUUCAGACGCCGUUUGACGAAACAUUAUUAUAAUAUUUGACCAGUGAACCUAACUCACUAAUCUGCUUCUGACUAAAACUACGUCCAUUCAUUCGCCCAAAUGCACCUUCCCCAAUAAACUAAAGACUCCGCCAGUUGUCUGGUGACCAAAGGUCCCAUCGACCCCCGGUACCCUCCCCUCCCCCUCACUCCCCCUCCUGUCUCCCUGAGCUCCGGCAGCAGCGACGCUGAGCGACAUGUGCGGAGGACGAGCAGAUGUUUUCAGUGGUGUCGGUCAAGUGUAGUGAUUGAGUUUUUCAUUUGUGAGUCAAGUGUCAACUGUGAGCACUAAAUGUGAAAUUGCAAUAUUGCAAUGUCAACACACAAAUUAUAUGUGGGCUGUGAUUCUUUUUAUAGGAAAAGAUAUUCAGGUCUUCCUAGUCUUCAGAAAUAAGUGCUUUCUGUUCCUGAACCUGCUCGACUGGCGUUUUCCACACAGAGUGACGAUCUCUGCAUUGUGUACAUUUCUGUAGAAUCCUGAACUGCCAAAAUGAUUUAUCCAAAUUCAGCAGGGACACGCCCACUUCCUGUAUUGAAUGAUCAGAUCGUUGGCGUUGUUAGAUAUAAAUCGGAAGUCCCCAGAUUGAGGCAGGAGAGCUUAUUAAACAAUAUCAUUCAAAGAACUUUCUUUUCCUUGAAGUGACGGGAUUUGUGGAAUGAACCUGCUUCUUCUCAAAGGGAGAUUCCACAAAUCCUCCGACUAAAGCACAAGCUCGCUGCUGUACCAGGCAGUGCUGAGCUUUUUGUAUGUUGAUAUUAACAGAGUAUGCAUUUCUUUGUUGUGAUGUGACUUAUCCCCACAUUGCCAAUAUUUUUCUAGGAGGAAAUACAAACCUCUGUGACAGUAAGGCUGGAGUGUAGGUCAUGUUCUCUUCUCUGGAGCAUGUCGGGCUGAAGCCCGGUGCCGUUGUUCCGUGGGGAACCUCGUCGUGUUGUUGGCGCUGCCUCGGUUCUGCUGGAACCUUUUGGAGUUUGGGUUUUCUUUGCCUAAUUUUCAGUCGUCCACAAAACGUAUUCUCCCUGGAGUUCACGGUUCAACUGCCUCAUCUUCGGCUGUAGAACAUCUUCACCUUGUGCUUCUAUUGUUUGUCGACUGUUUUGUUGGUUGAUUCAUUUGCGCGGUCAUGCUAGCAGCUUUAUCUUUGAAAGCCGACGUGUCGUCUGUCGUUGGUCCAACGCCUCGGCCUCAGUUCUCUGGCUCCCUAACGUUUCCCUUCAUCCUGUUAAAAUCUUGACACAAACUUUUGCUCAGAGGAACUUUUCCAGGUUGUUGUGUGAACGACGUCAGAGGACCGACUGUAACGACUAGACUCCGACCGAUACUGGGAAGUAGAAAUUUCUGAUACCGGUAUAUCGGCCGAUAUAUAUAUAAAUUAUUUUCAAGAAUUGAAUGUUGUUAUCAAAAACCUUAUGACAAUGAAGUUUUAUUGAGGCUUAUUAUUUUACAGUUUAACCAUGAACUUCAUUGUAAACAACUAUAGAUACAAAGAAAAUUGACAUAACUUGAAUUAAGAAAAUUAAAUACAACAUCAAUUCACAACUCCUUUGUUUUCAUAUCAGCGUAGAUCCUGAUAUCGUCUGUGAAAGACUCAGAAUAUCUGUUGAUCCUCAGACUUUUUAUCAGGUUGACGGUUAAAUUCCUGCAGAACUAAUGACGUUCUCGUCCGCCGACGCCGUUCACCACUAACGAGCUAAUGUGAGGGUGCUAACAAGCUAAGCUACAUGGUCAGGACUAUACCUGUUAGCAUUGUCAUAAUUAGCAUGUUAGCACACUGAUGUUGACAGAGCUGCUAGCGUGACCUGCGGUGUGAUCGGUUGUUGGGACGUGGCGGCGUCUCUUCAUAUCACAUGACUGAACCAUAUCUGACGUCAAGUACAAACUGGUCUCAUGUCCAGUGAUGAUGUUCUGAGGACACUGACCCGGUUCCCUGUGAGAAGCGUCUGUAGUGUUUGGUUCUGUCGGGUGGUCGUGUACUUUCUCUCUGUCGUCUCUUCACCUUUACGUUGGACCCGAACACGCCGUCCCUCUGUACAGUAGGUACCUCGAGUGCCUUUCUUCAAACAGCAGAUAAUAUUUGUCUCUUGACUUGCACUGUGACUUGUAGAACCUUACUGACCCCACCCGCCCCCCACCCGCAGACCUCCGGCUGCCGGUCGAGUCAUUUCAUGUGACCACAGUGUUCUGUUGUUAUUUGAUAGAGGAGUUGCCUUAAAUGUCUUUUAUUUUCCUUUUAUGUGAUUCAACUUUUACAUUUUGGGGUUAAAAAAUAAAAUCUGUGCCGACGGCAGCAGGUCAAAGGUCGUAAGGUUGAAAACCUGGUCGUCGUCGGUCGAUAACGUUCAAGUGUUGAUGAUGACAUCUUGUUCUGUGACGCACUUUUUCUUUGACCAGUAUUAUCAUCAUCAGAGUGGCGGCGGCGGCGGCGGGUGCACUCGUGUGGAGCUGGUGUGGUUUGUAUUCGGAGUCGUUCUUCGUUCCCUCCGUGGUUCUUGUUGGUUCUGGAGGAGUUUGCUGAACCAGGUCUCGUGAGCUGGAGCUCGAGCAAACGGACCUGCUCCCCGACGACGGGCCGACUUCCACCCGUCCGGCCGCUCGCUCCAGCUGAACGCAUGCCUUCUUAUGCAAAUUUUUAUACAAGAUUUGUGGAACCUUUUUUAAUAUGCAUCGUGUUUUUGUUUUUUUAAGUUUGAAGUGAAACUCGUCACCUUGUUUUAUUCCUCCAACACGCGGACGCCUGACGUGAGCAGGUCAGCUGGGACAGUGCGUCGGCUAUUUUAGACGGAUUCAUUUCUUCCUGUCGGCGUGUUUUCUGGGAGGAGCUGAAAUAUUUGUUUGUCCUUCGCUUAGAUUUGAAUCUGAACUGGGCCCACCCACCGGGGGGGUCGGACUCUAAAAGUGAAUUUAUCCAAAGAACACUGAAGAGUACGUUUGUGUCGCUGCAUCGUCUGAUAUGAAUCUGCGUUUUCCGAGCGGAAGAAAGUCUUUUAUGCAUGAAACAUGUUGGAAACGUCCGGUUUCACGUUUUAGUUUUCAAACGAUCGAGUCAUGAUUGUGGCCUUGUAGUAUUUUGUGGAUACAUGACGUCAGUCCGUUGUCACCGCCCGACCCGACCCGACCCGACCGCUCACCUGAAGCUUCUUACCUCAUCACAGCUGUUUCCAUGACGACGUGUCGAGUGCAAAAAAAGUGACCAGAAAACGAAACCAGUCUUUUUUUAUCUUCCAUUGGGUGAGAUGCAUUGUAGCGAUGUGAAUACAGGAGCUGAAUAACGUGUAAAUUGGUAAUUACACAAUCUGAAUAUUUGUAUAAUUGUUUGUAUUUUUUCAUAAUGAUUUUGGAAAGGAAUGUGUUUAUUUUUUUGACUUGUGUUCCAGAUGUGUCUUCUGUUGGCCUGACAUUGUGACGGUCUGGUGGGAUUCUUACCUCUGUAUUGAGCCUCUUCUCUUCUGUGAUGAUCUUUGUAUGCAGUGUUUAGGAAAAAAUACUGUGGGGAAAUGGGAGGAGUCGAUAUUAGGAGCAUUUGAUCAAUUUGUAUUUAUUUAUUUUAUCAUUUUGUUAAUAAAUUGUGAAAAGCA